This is a messenger RNA of Canis lupus familiaris (dog), 1935 nucleotides long. It is a transcript of the gene MYD88, whose product is annotated as MYD88 innate immune signal transduction adaptor. Lineage: Eukaryota; Metazoa; Chordata; Mammalia; Carnivora; Canidae. Gene Ontology annotation, molecular function: TIR domain binding; Toll-like receptor binding. Gene Ontology annotation, biological process: Toll signaling pathway; MyD88-dependent toll-like receptor signaling pathway; defense response to Gram-positive bacterium. Gene Ontology annotation, cellular component: plasma membrane. The record is from RefSeq and is a predicted model, not a curated record. The coding region runs from base 69 to 959 and encodes 296 amino acids. The transcript is spliced from 5 exons.
GCGGCGGAGGAAGGAGGAAGCGCGGGCCCGGGACGCGAAGACAGCGCUGCGGUCCCCGGCGUCCGGCCAUGGCCGCCGAGGGCUCCCGCGCGGGGUCCGCCUCCCCGGCCUGCCCCAAGGCUUCCCUGCCCCUGGCUGCUCUCAACGUGCGAGUGCGCCGCCGCCUGUCUCUGUUCCUGAACGUGCGCACGCAGGUGGCGGCCGACUGGACCGCGCUGGCCGAGGAGAUGGGCUUCGAGUACCUGGAGAUCCGGCACCUGGAGAUGCACGCCGACCCCACGGGCAAGCUGCUGGACGACUGGCAGGGACGCCCUGGCGCCUCGGUGGGCCGCCUGCUUGAGCUGCUCACCAAGCUGGGCCGAGACGACGUGUUGGUGGAACUGGGGCCCAGCAUCGAGGAGGAUUGCCAAAAGUAUAUUCUGAAACAGCAGCAGGAGGAGUCUGAGAAGCCCUUACAGGUGCCUGCUGUUGACAGCAGUGACCCACGGACACCAGAGCGAGGGGGCAUCACCAUGCUUGAUGAUCCCUCAGGGCAAAUGCCUGAGCGUUUUGAUGCCUUCAUCUGCUACUGCCCCAGCGAUAUCCAGUUUGUUCAGGAAAUGAUCCGGCAGCUGGAACAGACAAACUAUCGGCUGAAGUUGUGUGUGUCUGAUCGUGAUGUCUUGCCUGGCACCUGUGUCUGGUCCAUUGCCAGCGAGCUCAUUGAGAAGAGGUGCCGCCGGAUGGUAGUGGUUGUCUCUGAUGAUUACCUGCAAAGCAGGGAAUGUGACUUCCAGACUAAGUUUGCACUCAGUCUCUCUCCAGGUGCCCAUCAGAAGCGACUGAUACCCAUCAAGUACAAGGCAAUGAAGAAAGAGUUCCCCAGCAUCCUGCGGUUCAUCACUGUCUGUGACUACACCAACCCCUGCACCAAGUCCUGGUUCUGGACUCGCCUCGCCAAGGCCCUGUCCCUGCCCUGAAGACUGCCCUGGGACCGUGGGUGGGUGUGUGUCUAUCUCUCAGCCUCUGCGUGCACUUCUGCCCCUGCUUCCUCCUGCAGUGGUUGGGGUAAGCUGUGCUCCACUUGCCUCUUCAUUCCUGGAGAUGCCAACUCUGCAGACAUCUGUAGCCACUGUACCUAGCUGGGACAUGGCAUGUCAUGUCCUUUGUGGAACCAGUAGCUAUUAAGUGGCAUGUCCACAUGCUAGGUUGUCAGCCAAGACCAUGAAGUCCAGAGCCAGCUGGGACUAAGAGGACCGUGGAAGCAGCCCUGACCUGGCCACACAUAUUAAGCCUCAGUUUCUCCAUUUGACAACCAAGUAGGGUGGGCAGAACUGGCAGUAGCUAUGUUUGAAUCACUAUCGAUGUGCUUAACCUUGGACAAAGGUGGGACAUGCUUGUAUUCCUUUUCUCUCUUUUCCCCUCUUCAUUGAAACCAAACUCUGGAAAGAACCCAACAUGCCAGCAUUUGUGCCUUCGGCGAACCAGAGCAAGAAAGAGAGCUGCUUGAACUCGUAUAGCAAGAAAGCUGCAGGCGCAGUUCUUCCCUCCCAGGGGGUCUGUAUGCUUGUUAUCUUCAAGCUCUUCUCAGGGGAGAAAAUGUCAUGGUCUCAUAUCUCUGUCCCAGGGCAGACCCCAAGACCCUAAAUCUAAUAGAAAAUGUGUCUUUUCUACUCUACACCUAGCCAGGGCUGGGGGCAAGUUACCUUUUCUCAGGGUCUGGGGAGGGACUGGAGGCCCCUCUCUGCAUGAUCUUGACAAAGCACUUCGCUAACUGUGCACUUAUCCCCACUUUGAUAUGGGGGAAUAUAAUAUUUUUAAACAAUUUCAAAAAAGUAUCUUUCAUACCUAUUUUGUAUGCAUUGUGAAAAUUCCAAAAAGAGCUGAGAUAUGCCUAUAUUUGUUAUUUGUCUUCUGCAUCCUGGGUUUAUAAUAAAGAGUUCUCUACUUUUGGAA